Molecule: messenger RNA, 1983 nt
Organism: Sinocyclocheilus rhinocerous
Lineage: Eukaryota; Metazoa; Chordata; Actinopteri; Cypriniformes; Cyprinidae
Product: pre-mRNA-splicing factor SLU7-like
Exons: 16
Coding region: 225-1949 (574 amino acids)
Biological process (GO): mRNA splicing, via spliceosome
Cellular component (GO): spliceosomal complex
Molecular function (GO): pre-mRNA 3'-splice site binding
Source: RefSeq, a predicted model, not a curated record
UGCAGCACGUCGCAGCGAAGAAGACGUCACCAGGAAGUCGUCCCCCGGAAGUGCGCUUGUAACACGCUUGUAAACAACUCGCGAGCAGCCGACGGAUCAAGGUGUAAAAUAUUUAUCAUCGUUUUUUGAAUUUCACCAAACGGCAGAUUCCGAAUGAUUUAUUCCGAAUUGAUGUCUUGAAUCUCCGAUCGCGAUCUCUUUGUAUGUAGGUGUAGCUGAAGAUCAUGUCGAAGGAGGAUAACGUUAAAGUGUCGGAGGGGAUCGUAGAUCUCGAAGAGCCGAAGAAAAUGACCCGAGAAGACUGGAGGAAGAAAAAAGAGCUGGAAGAACAGAGAAAAUUAGGAAAUGCUCCAGCUGAAGUUGACGAGGAGGGAAAGGAUAUCAACCCUCAUAUUCCCCAGUACAUCUCAUCUGUCCCUUGGUACAUUGACCCAUCAAAGAGACCCACCCUCAAGCACCAGAGACCCCAGACAGAGACAGAGAAACAAUUUACACCCAUCGGAGAUUGGUACAAAAGAGGUGUCCAAGAAAAAUCAGUCAGCACAAAAUACAGAAAAGGAGCAUGUGAAAACUGUGGUGCCAUGACACAUAAGAAGAAAGACUGUAUGGAGAGACCCAGAAAAGUUGGAGCAAAGUUUUCUGGCACAGGCUUGGCACCAGAUGAGCACCAACAGAUUCAGCUCUCAAUGGAUUAUGAUGGAAAGAGAGAUCGCUGGAAUGGCUAUGAUCCUGAUGAGCACACGCGCAUUGUAGAGGAAUAUGCAAAAGUUGAUCUGGCUAAGCGUACUCUCAAAGCUCAGAAACUCCAGGAGGAGUUAGCUUCUGGUAAAUUAAUGGAUCAAGCUAAUUCAAGGAAGCAUCUUGUCGAUGAUGCAGCACAGGACCACAGCAGUGAAGAUGAGGAUGAUGACAAAUAUGUUGAUGACUUUGACAUGCCUGGACAAAACUUUGAUUCCAAGAGACGAAUCACCGUUAGAAACCUGAGAAUCCGGGAGGACAUCGCUAAGUAUCUCAGAAAUCUGGAUCCAAAUUCAGCCUACUAUGAUCCCAAGACUCGAGCUAUGAGGGAGAACCCAUACUCCAACACUGGAAUGAAUCCAGACGAGGUGGGCUACGCUGGAGACAACUUUGUGCGCUACUCUGGAGACACCAUUUCCAUGGCCCAGACACAGCUCUUUGCUUGGGAAGCCUAUGAGAAGGGAUCUGAAGUUCACCUCCAGGCAGAUCCCACCAAGCUGGAGCUUCUCCAUCAGUCCUACAGAGUCAAAAAGGAUGAAUUCAAAGAGAAACAGAAAGAGAGUAUUUUGGAAAAGUAUGGUGGGCAGGAACACUUGGACGCCCCUCCACGAGAGCUUCUGCUGGCUCAGACAGAGGAGUAUGUGGAGUAUUCUCGUCACGGGGCUGUGUUGAAAGGACAGGAGAAGGCUGUGGCCUGUUCCAAAUACGAGGAGGAUGUGCUCAUUAAUAACCACACGUGUAUCUGGGGAUCGUAUUGGAAAGAUGGCCAUUGGGGUUACAAAUGCUGCCACUCGAUGGUGAAGCAAAGUUACUGUACAGGAGAAGCUGGCAAGAAAGUAGUGAGUAAUUCUUGUAUUCCAUUUGAAGAUGAUGGAGAGGAGGCCCAAACGAGUAAAGAACCAAAGACACUUUUACAGAUGCACCAGGAAAAAAUGAAAGACAAGAAAAAGAAGAAAAAGAGCAAGAAACAUAGAGAUUCUGACAGCAGUGAUGAGGACGACGAAGCAAAAAAGACGGAAAAGCUGAAGAAGGCAUUGAGUGCGGAGGAGCAGAGGCUGAAGCAGGUGGCUGAAAUGAUGCAGCUCGACGAGAGGAAGCGGUCGUACAACAGCCUAAAGGAAGUGCGUGAACCCACAGAGGAGGAGAUGGAAGCCUUCCGCAUGAAACGUUGCCGACCCGAUGACCCCAUGGCCCCUUUCCUGGGGCAGUGAAUGAAAAAAUAAAUGUCUUUUGUCACCAACCACA